AUGGAUCACCAAGGGGACAAUCUUAGAGAUUUCUUUCAAACUAAUGGGUGUCAGGUGCUUCAAAGAGUGGAAAACAACUACAGCUUGAAAUAUUUCACAGAAAAUGAGAUACGAAACAUAACUGAUGGGUAUAAAUCUGUUCUUGGAAAAGGGGGAUUUGGUGAGGUCUACAAAGGAACGCUAGAAGACCAAACCUCAGUCGCUGUAAAGAGAUAUAUACAUGGGACCCACAAAGAGGUGUUUGCCAAGGAGGUGAUAGUGCACUCUCAAAUAAACCACAAGAAUGUUGUCAGACUCGUGGGCUGCUGCACAGAAGAAAAUUCUCUAAUGAUUGUCAUGGAGUUUAUCUCUAAUGGGAACCUCGACAGCAUACUUCAUGGCAACAGCACUAACAGUUGGGUUCCCUUCCCUUUGGACAAAAGAAUAAAAAUUGCCAUUGAGGUUGCUGAAGUAUUGGGGUGCAUGCAUUCCAUGUAUAGUCCUGUUCUUCAUGGUGACAUCAAACCUGCUAACAUACUGCUAGACGAAAAUCUUACACCAAAGAUAUCAGAUUUUGGAAUUGCAAGACUCCUUUGUGCUAAUGGGCCUCAGAAAACUACCACUAUCAUUGGUACCAUAGGUUACAUUGAUCCAGCAUACUGUGAGAGUGGAAUUCUAACCCCAAAGAGUGAUGUUUAUAGCUUUGGGGUGGUUUUGCUGGAAAUUGUCACAAGAAAGAAAGUAGUUGAUGCAACCCUUGCUCAAAGUUUCAAUGAGGCCAUUACAAGGGUAGAGGAUGUACAGCACAUGUUCGACAGUGCUACAGAAAACAUGAAGUUUCUUGGAGACAUUGGACAGUUAGCAGCUAAAUGCUUGCGGAGGGAUGCCAUAACACGUCCUGAAAUGGUUGAAGUAGCUACUAGUCUAAGGAUGAUCAGGAAAGCUAUGCAGAGAGAGCAGGAUAAAAAUACGGUGUUUCCUAUUCAUGACAAUGGACCAGAAAAGUAUUAUUUAGACCCAAUUGAUGUUUUUGGUCAACUUUUUAACCAAAAAUCUGAUGUAUAUAGCUUUGGAGUUGUUCUUUUAGAGCUCAUCACUUGGAAGACAGUGAGAUACAUGUACCAUGGUAGGGCUCAUGUGCUUACCACAGACUUCCUUGAUUCUUAUAGGAGAGACCGUAAUGCAAUUGGAAUUUUUGGCAAGGUUUAUGAUUAUUUUGAUGAACAUGAAGGGUACUUUGUUCAUGAGGCCAUUUCCAUUGCCAUCGAUUGCUUACAACCUGAUAUUCAAAUGAGGCCAGAAAUGGAUCAUGUACUUUUCCGUCUCCGGAUCAUUGUUGCUAGAAGCAAACUUGCUGCUGGUAGUAAACUUCAUCCAACUCUCAUAUCAACCAUUUCCAUGGAGGAACUGAAUGAAGUAACCAAAAACUUCAAUGAUGAUGUUCUUAUAGGACAGGGACCAUCCACCAAAUGUUUCCUGGGAGUUCUUAAAGAUGGGCAGAAUUUUGCUGUAAAAAAGCUUGAUAUUUCUGAAGAAAUUCAAGUAGAGGUUCCGACCAUUUUAAGAAUGUGUUACCAUGACAAUGUUGUGCAAUUUCUUGGAUGUUUUCUUGAAGGGAAAACUCGUGUUCUUGCUUAUGAGUACGCCCCAAAGGGCUCCUUAAUGAUAUUCUUCAUGGGCAUCAAGGGAGUCCAACCAGGACCACCUUUAUCAUGGUUGCAGCGUGUGAAGAUCGCUGUAAGUGCUGCAAAAGGCCUCGAGUUCGUCCAUGAGAAGGUUGAUCCUCCCAUCAUCCACAGCAACAUCAAGUCCAGCAAGAUACUUCUCUUUGACAAUGAUGUUGCAAAAAUAGGUGAUAUUGGUGUCUCAAUACAUCAUGCCCCUAACAGGGCUGGUUACCUGGUUGAGACUGUUUGGGGUCCCCAGUACUGUUCUGGCUGGGGAGCACAAGCACCUAAGUGCACAAUCACAGGAGAGUAUAGCAAAAAGAGCGAUGUCUACAGCUUUGGGAUUGUACUAUUGGAGCUUUUAACUGGUCGCAAAGUAAUUGAUAAUACAAUGCCACAUGACCAGAGGAGCCUAGUUACAUGGGCUACACCAAGGUUUAGUGAAGACAAGGUGGAACAGUGCAUAGAUCCAAGGCUUGGAGGAGUAUACCCACUAAAGGCUGUCAGCAAGAUGGCUGCUGUUGCUGCACUGUGCGUACAGUCGGAGCCUGACUGCAGGCCUGAAAUGAACAUUGUCGUCAGGGCUCUGUGCCCGUUACUGAACGAGUCACCAUCUCUGCCUCGGUGA
Miscanthus lutarioriparius is the source of this 2274-nucleotide messenger RNA. The record is from the annotation of a GenBank genome assembly. NCBI's taxonomy places the organism in Eukaryota, Viridiplantae, Streptophyta, Magnoliopsida, Poales, Poaceae.